This is a messenger RNA of Panonychus citri (citrus red mite), 3315 nucleotides long. RefSeq names its product transmembrane and coiled-coil domain-containing protein 4-like. Lineage: Eukaryota; Metazoa; Arthropoda; Arachnida; Trombidiformes; Tetranychidae. The transcript is spliced from 7 exons. The record is from RefSeq and is a predicted model, not a curated record. The coding region runs from base 962 to 2989 and encodes 675 amino acids.
CUAUUCUCUUUCUCUUUCUUUUUCUCUUUCUUUCAGUUAACCAGAAAGUAGAAAACAACAACAAUGAAACUCACAACAUUCUGAUGAUUGGAAACGUCAACAACAUGAGCUUACAAAUUGAUCCAACAAUUAAUUGAUUCUAAUUUUUUGUUACUCUUUAAGUGUCUCAAAAUUUCACAAUUAACUUGAUCAACUGUUCAACAAUCAACUUGAUUUCACUUUUCUUCAUUUUCGAUAACCAUUUCGGUUCAACAAACAUUUCAAUUUGUUCAUUUUUUUUCAGUUUCUUCUUUUCUCCCAUAAAUUCAAAUUCUCUUGUCACAUUUACCUGUUUACAUCAUCAUCUUCAUCAUCAAUAUCUUUUACAUCUUUACCUUAAUCAUCUUCAUCUUCUGUUUCUUUAACAUUAACCAUCAACAUUGUCAUUGUUUCUUUUUUUUUCUUCUGUUCUUUUCUAUAUGUUGAUUCCUCCAUAUUGGAUUAUUUUGUCUUCUUCAUUUCUUCGCCCAAUUGUAACAGUCAACCUGUUGAUUUAAUGUCUACUUAAUUGUCACCUAGUCUUUUCAAUUUAUAAUCAUCAUUGAUCAUCAUUUAAUUUGUUCUUCUUUUCUAAUUAAAUUAUGAUCACAGUGAUAUCCAUCUUUCAAUGUAAAAGGUAUUACCUUGUUUCUAUUGACAAGGUGAUUACCAGUUUUAUUAACUGUUCAUGUAAAAAGAUCAGCAAAUCAUUUUGGAGAGCAAAUGAUCAACAAUUUACUCUCUUUCUAUUUUCCUUUUAUUCUAAACAAUUAAUGAAUCACUGAAUUUGUACGAUAAUCACCAAGCCUUUAUUCUAGUCUCAUCAUCAUCUUCUCUUCUUCUUCUUGUUCCAUCUUCUUCUUUUUCUUUCAUUUAAUCGAUUCACCACCUACACAUGAAUGGUUAGGAUGAUGACGUGUUUCUACGAUGUGAUUUAAAUACAAUGGAUGAUACGGAUGAAACAUGUUCUAAUCCUAGUUCACUUGGAUACAAUUCAUUAUCAUCUCAAAGUGAACCAUUAACCUCGUUAAUCAGUGAUGCAGGAAUUUAUUCACUUUGUGGCCUCACUGCGCUCGCUUUUUGUCAAUUAUUUCCCGACGAAUGGGACCAGCAAUUCCGUGAGGAUACGUUGGAAUCUCUCAUUAAGCAUCUCGGACUUCCCUUGCAGAUUAAAAACUCAAUGAAUGCCCUCAUGUCCGGUGAAGGGGGAGAUAUUAACGCUUUCGCUAAUCUGCUCAGGGAAGAGAAAAUUUUACAAACAACUUGUUUAAAAGUAAUUGAAGAAUUGGUACUUUUUGCAGUUCGAGAAGAAUCAGGUGAAAAGAAACAAGGAGUUUAUGAUUCUCGAAUGCGAGUUCUAGUUCUUUAUGUAGCUAAUGUUCUUGGAGUUCCUGUUCAAUUGGUUGAACUUUUCGAGGAAUCAGUGAUUGAAAUGUUAACCAAUGAUGUUCCGUCCGAAAGUGAGGAAGAUGUUAAGGAGAAAGCUAAACGUCGUCGUAAUAAAAAGAUUAAAAGAUAUUUUAUGAUCGGAUUAGCUGGAUUAGGUGGUGGAGCGAUUAUCGGGUUAACUGGUGGUUUGGCAGCGCCUUUUGUGGCCGCUGGUGCCGGUGCUAUUAUCGGUGGUGCGGGUGCUGCUGCUCUCGGAUCAACGGCAGGUAUUGCUGUGAUUGGAUCACUUUUCGGUGUCGCUGGUGCUGGUUUAACGGGCUACAAGAUGAAAAAACGAGUUGGAGAUAUUGAAGAGUUUGCCUUUGACAAAUUGUCCGAUGGUCGUGAGUUACACAUAACCAUUGCCGUUUCCGGUUGGAUUUCAGAAGAAGGGCCUAAAGCAUUUCAAGAGCCUUGGCGAACACUUCAAAACACUAGAGAACAAUAUUGUAUUCGUUAUGAAUCUGCGUUCCUUUUAGAACUUGGUCGUGCCCUUGACUAUUUCCUCGGUUUCGCUGUUUCAGUAGCAGCUCAGGAAGCUCUUAAAUACACUAUUCUUUCAGGUAUAAUGGCGGCAAUCGCCUGGCCCACUUCACUAGUUACUCUUGCCUCCGUCAUUGAUAAUCCUUGGGGUGUUUGUAUCCGUCGCUCUGCUGAAGUAGGAAAACACUUGGCAGAAAUCCUUAUUUCUCGGCAACAAGGACGUAGACCAGUUACUCUUAUCGGUUUCUCUCUUGGUGCUCGAGCCAUUUUUUAUUGUUUACAAGAAUUAGUCUCUCGAAAAGGCUCCGAGGGUAUAAUAGAAGAUGUCAUCCUACUCGGUGCUCCCGUCGCUGGUAAUGCUCAACAAUGGAAACAAUUUUCUCGUGUGGUCUCUGGUCGUGUGGUGAACGGCUAUUGUAGAGGUGAUUGGCUUCUCAAAUUUCUCUAUCGAACCUCAACGGCUACGCUUAAAAUCGCUGGACUUGCACCAGUUGAUUGGAAAGAUCGACGAAUGUGUAAUAUUGAUCUAAGUGAAAUUGUCUCUGGUCAUAUGGAUUAUUAUAGGAAAAUGUCUUCCGUUUUAAAAGCGGUUGGUGUUCGUACAAAAGAAAGGACGAAAAGAAAAGCCGAAUCGCUUUAUAUGAAAAAGUGUCUCUCCGAUUUGCCAAUUAAAGAUUACCCUGAUGAUUCAAUUGAUCCAGUUGAUCUAAUCAAAUAUUUUCCAGAGAUUCGUCUAUCAAUAUCAGAGCCCAAUUUACAAUCAAUUAGUCGGAAAUUUAAACUCGCUGCUAAUGAUGAUGAGACGAAUGAUGAAGCUCGAGCAAAUAUUAUCUCUCAAAUAUCGAAUCUUCGACGCACACAUUCAAUGGACAGUAUUUCCUCUCGAUCUUAUAGUCGAUCAUCUGGAGUGGCCUUUACCCCGUCAUCUUCCGCUUCCGAUUAUAAUCUAAUGAAAAUGUCUGCAUCUCGUUCAUUUAAUCAAACAUUUGAUUCACUUGCUGAACAAGACACAGAAAAUAGUUUCUCAUCCAAUUCAUCAAUCAAAGAGACUAAAAGCUAAUUUCGUAUCAUUUUAGUGAUUAAAAACUCAUCUAUUUUAAUCGUCAUCAAUUUCAUCAUCACCGCUUAAAAACAAUCAUUCAAAUCAAAGGAGUAAAAAAACUAAUACACACAAAUAACUUAAAUCUAAUCCAAUUGAAAAAAGAGAUUAACUUUUUUGGAUAAACUCUUUCGAUACAAAUUGCUAAUAAUCAACUUAAUUACAUAAUCAAAAGGAAUAUAUUGAGAUUAUUGUUCAACUGUAAAAUUUUAUUUAUCCAAUAUUUUUGUAUUCUUUCUGAACAAUUAUAAUUGUAUGAUUAUAAUAAUUAAAAGCUUUAUGAUUCA